CAAAAUGAUCACCUCGUGGGAGAGCGCAGCGACGGAGGCGGCGUAUGGCCUCUGCGACACGUACGACAAGCGCACGAACGCGGGCGAAGAGGCAGACAAGGCAAUGCGCGAUCAAUCGGACCGCUUCUACGAGCUGCAGGGCAUGUACUGCGACGUGCUGUGUCGCCACACCGCCCAACUUAGUGACAUGGCGAUUGUGGGCUGUCUUGUGGUGCUCGACAAGGCGUCGAAGCGCUCGCUGCUCCGUGCUCGUCGGUCGAUGACUCCCGAGGUGCUCGGACGCAUUCUCUUCGCCCUCAAGACGCAGCCGCAGAUCUCCGACUGGGUACAAGUCAUCCAGCGCCUCUCGCCUCCCAGCAGCGACACACCCAAGGCCCGCAAGCAGUAUGCGCAGCGCUUCUUCUCGUGCCUGCAGCCUUACGAUCGCGAUGGUAUGCUGCGUGUGUUUGCAGAUGCAUUUCUUGAGGCGGCCGAGGGCAGCUGGUGCUCGACAAUCUCCGAUAUCCUCGCGAAAUUGGGCCAGGCGGAUCCGACGCGACCGAAUCGCUUCCGCUUCAGCCGUCUCAUUCCCAUCGGCCGUCGCAAGACCAUACGCUGUCCAAAGAUCAGGGGCGAGGACCAUGAUGCUCCGUAUGACGCUUGGAUGGGCGCAGAUGGUCUGAUGUGCGUGAGCACCGUGUGUGUCUGUGGGCGUUCCAGCUGAUCACAACGCCGCAGCAUUGCCCUCGAGACGGGCUCGACGGCGCAGCCGGGGAUGACGACGCUCGGUGUGGCGCUGGACCUGAUCAAAUCUGUCACUUCCUUCGGC
Molecule: messenger RNA, 808 nt
Organism: Tilletiopsis washingtonensis
Lineage: Eukaryota; Fungi; Basidiomycota; Exobasidiomycetes; Entylomatales
Exons: 8
Coding region: 5-703 (232 amino acids)
Source: RefSeq, a predicted model, not a curated record